AUGCAGAACGAUCAACAGAGGUUCUCCCUGCAAAAUAGGACGGUACUGACGCAUCCAUACAAAAGGCUAGGAGGGGCAUUUACGGUGAAAUCACCGUCUGUUCCCAACUUUCAUGAUAGAAUGCAUUCUGAUCAUAGUUCCAGCGACUCAGCACUGGUAAAUGGGAACACUAGAGGGAAUGAUCAUCGUUCUGUUGAACCGAGUUGUUUGGGCCAAGUUUCCCCGUCUGAACAUGAUGGAAACUUAAGCGUUAUUGACUUAUAUGGGGACGAAGUGGAGUCUCAACGUGCCGAAGUAGAGGAUGAUGACAACUACGACAAUAAUGAUAACGAAGAUCUGGAGGAGGUGCACAGCGAUGACCUCGAUUUGGUCCCUGAUGAAGGCAAUCGUCAACGUGUAGACGGUGCUACUAAUGCCACAAGUGCGAAUUCUAAUGGUGUCAAAAAUACGCAUUUUGAUCGGUACGGGUUCAAGAAACAGAAUAAUUACAUAUCUGAAGCAGAAUACGAUAAGUGGUGGGUGGAAUACUCGCAGUAUUGUGUUCGUCGUAAACACAAGUGGCAACUGCUGUUAGAGAAAAGUGGGUUGCCAGUGACGGAUGACUCUCCUUCACGAUUUCCGUCGAAGAGUGAACGGCUAAAACGAUAUGUUAGAAAGGGCAUUCCAGCGGAAUGGAGAGGAAAUGCGUGGUGGCAUUUCGCUAGAGGGCAAGAGAAGUUAAACAAGAACAAAGGCGUCUAUUCACAACUUCUGCAAAAGAUGAAGCAAAUCAAGAAGCAAAACCCCAAUGAAAAACAAGUUCAAGACUUAGAUAUUAUUGAACGUGACUUGAAUAGAACUUUUCCGGACAAUUUACAUUUUCAAAGUGGCUCGCAUAACAAAGAGGGGCCUCCAAUUAUAAAAUCUUUGCGCCGAGUGCUUGUUGCGUUCUCACUUUACAACCCGAAGAUUGGUUAUUGUCAGUCUAUGAACUUUCUAGCAGGCUUGCUAUUGUUAUUUUUAGACGAGGAAAGAGCCUUUUGGAUGCUAGUUAUUAUUACUUCAAGAUAUCUACCGGGGGUGCAUAAUAUUAAUUUGGAAGGUGUUAACAUUGACCAAGGGGUACUGAUGCUAUGUGUUAAAGAAUAUAUUCCAGAAGUUUGGUCGUACAUUAAGCCUUCCAUUGACCACCACCAAAAAAAUAACAAAACUUUCUCUCCGUCCAAUAGCAAAGUUCUAUUCAAUAUGCAAAAGAAUGAGUUUUUGUAUAGGCUUCCCCCAAUCACCUUGUGUACUGCGAGCUGGUUUAUGAGUUGUUUUGUGGGUGUGGUACCGAUAGAGACCACACUUAGAAUAUGGGAUUGUCUGUUUUACGAGGAAUCGCAUUUUUUGUUCAAAGUUUCGUUGGCUGUCUUAAAAAUGAGUGAGCAUGAGCUUUCGAAAAUAAAACCCCGUAACAAUUCGUUGAACUAUUCUUGGGGAACUAAUUUGAACCAGAGAGGCGGGUCAAUGGGUCAAGAAGAUAGCGAUAUGGAAAUUUUUCAGGUCAUACAGACAUUCCCUAAGACAUUAUUGAAUCCAAAUGAAAUUUUUGAGAAAAUCAUUUUUAAAAGAAGAUUCAAUUUAAAUAGGUUAGAUCAGGAUGAAAUAGACAGAUGUCGAAAAUUUGUUGCCGCUCAACGUCUCAAAUUCAAGACAUAUGGCGAACUUCUUGGAAAUUCAACAUCAGAGUCAGAUUUACCAAUUAAUAACAACAACAAUACAGAUAAUAAGGGUAUCCACAUAACGAGCGAUGCAGUCAAUGAAGCAUUAUCUUCAGAGGUAUAUGGAUUUAAAAAGAGCCUAGCUGGAGUUCAUUGGAAUAAUAGCAUCAAGGAGAAAGUUAAGCAGAUGAGAAAGAAAAAGGACAGGAAUGACUAA
This is a messenger RNA of Saccharomyces paradoxus, 1899 nucleotides long. RefSeq names its product Rab GTPase-activating protein MSB3 (gene MSB3). NCBI's taxonomy places the organism in Eukaryota, Fungi, Ascomycota, Saccharomycetes, Saccharomycetales, Saccharomycetaceae. The transcript has a single exon. The coding region runs from base 1 to 1899 and encodes 632 amino acids. The record is from RefSeq and is a predicted model, not a curated record.